This is a messenger RNA of Sardina pilchardus (European sardine), 2368 nucleotides long. RefSeq names its product BCL2 apoptosis regulator b (gene bcl2b). Gene Ontology annotation, molecular function: protein heterodimerization activity; protein homodimerization activity. Bases 550 to 1230 code for a protein of 226 amino acids. Gene Ontology annotation, biological process: negative regulation of intrinsic apoptotic signaling pathway; intrinsic apoptotic signaling pathway in response to DNA damage; extrinsic apoptotic signaling pathway in absence of ligand. NCBI's taxonomy places the organism in Eukaryota, Metazoa, Chordata, Actinopteri, Clupeiformes, Clupeidae. The transcript has 3 exons. Gene Ontology annotation, cellular component: mitochondrial outer membrane. The record is from RefSeq and is a predicted model, not a curated record.
GCCAAGUCUGCCUGCCACAGGGUUCGCUCUAGUCGAAUGGAGCCUGUAUGCGACUUAGGCAAGUUGUGCAGAAAUGACUGUUAGAUGUACAUUUCUUGCACGAACAGGAGGAAGCCAAUAGAGUAUUGCAAGAUUACUCAAGAAUCGGCGUUGCAAGCACUACGCUGAUGAAAACUCGAAUAAACGCGCUCCGAAUUUAUUUCGUUCCCUUCCGUCUUUUCAGGAGCUCCACUCCCGACAGUUUACAGUACCAGAUUAUCGUUCUCUCGCUCUCCGAUCGUCCAAAACCUCGAAUGCUGUCGUGCUUUUAGAGCGCAUUUGGAACAGAUUAAUGUUGUCAUGGACUGUCAUCUAUACGGAUAUAUAUCCUGAUUCACAUCGAAGGAUUUUCGCAGCAGGAAAAGUGGGCGUUUUACUAACCACAUAUUGAUGGGUCAUAUUACUGGCCAGCAUAUGGACAGGAAGAUAACAGAAUGCUUGCACUGAAGAUGGAUAUAUUUUAACGCUCAGACGUUGCCAGUGUGCUGUUUGCUACAAGAAGUAUCUGUCAUGGCUAACGAGAAACCCUACGAUAACCGCAACAUUGUGGAAAAGUAUAUCCAUUACAAACUGACGAAAAGGGGAAUUGCAUGGGAAUUCCACACGACCGACGAAAUAGACUCUUCUACCAACGGCCUAAAGGACGCACCUACUUCAGUGACUCGGCGGUGCCAUGCAACAUCGGCUGAGGAGGAUAGCGCACCACUUAAGGGCAGAGUUUCCACAUAUGACGAACAUGUCGCACUUCAUCGAGUUUUACGCGAAGCUGGGGAUGAACUCGAAAGACUGUACCAGCCUGACUUUGCAGAGAUGUCUAUGCAGCUGCAUCUUACAUCCAUCACUGCGCAUCGCAGGUUCACCGCCGUGGUGGACGAGUUGUUUAGGGAUGGAGUCAAUUGGGGGCGAAUUAUAGCGUUUUUCGAGUUUGGGGGAACAGUGUGCGUAGAGUGCGUCAAUAAGGAGAUGACGUCGCAAGUGGACAACAUUGCGGGCUGGAUGACAGAGUACCUCAAUGGACCGCUUCAAGCCUGGAUCCAGGAGAAUGGAGGCUGGGAAGCGUUUGUGGAGCUGUACGGCCGGCAAAAGGAGAGUGUGUUCCGCAGCUCGUGGCCCUCCAUAGUGACCAUCUUUGGCCUGGCUGCUCUCGGCGCUAUGGGCCUGACUCUGGGGGCAUACCUGGUUCAAAAAUGAAGGACACCUUUCGUCUUCCCUCCUCCUCUCCUUCCCUCUCUGUCUCACCCUCCCUUCCUCCCUCCCUCCCUCUCUCUCUUUCACUCUCUGUCUCUGUCUCUGUCUCUCUCUUUCUCAUUCUCUCUCUCUCAAACACACACACACACACACACACACACACACACACACACACACACAUACACACUCGUGCUUGUUUCUGAAGGAGCUCCUGGCCCUGAGAGAGGCUCCACUCACUCCACUCUUCCUCCAACCUGUCUCUCAUCAAAGCAUCCCACCUCGCUCUCUCCUAUUCCCCUUUCUUUCUCUCCCCACCCCCAUCCCCUCCCUCUCGUCCCGCUGAUCUUCAAAACAAAGACACAAAUCAAACAGUGCGAGAGAAAAAAAACACAGCGGGAAAGGGAAGCUUCUGCCCACACACCAUGAAGUAAAACGGCACAGAUACCAAAGACUGUUUUCAAUCACAAUUACUGACAUGCAAAGGCUGAGAUGAGGUCAUGGCAACAGGGAAGGAGCUUGGCAGUGAUGGACCUCUCUGUUGUUACCCCCGCAACCCUCAACCAUAGUUAGAAGUUCUGCGUGUGUCUUUCUGGCUGGAGUCCGUGUGGGUGAUUAUGUGUACAGUGAGGGGAAGGCUUUGCAUGUGCCCCGGUCUCACCAAAAGUGAAACAGUGCAACAGUGAGAAUGGCCGUGGUGGAGGAGAACUCAAGGACACACCCACGGUUUUACAGAAGAUGAAGUAUUCUGCCCCCCUCCACACACACACACACACACACACACACAUGUGCACACACGCGCACACACACACACACACACACACUGUUUGGAGUGGGCAGCCCCAGUUGAGUGAUGGACUGUGGGUUCACCCUUCCAGAACGCUGUCUGAACUAGCCCCCUCCUCCUCACACCUGGUCCUCUGCAUGCUGGCUGACGGAGGCUCGCGUCCAGCCCAGUGAGAGACCGCUGCCCUGUUGCCCAGUCCUAGAGCCGUCGUCCCCUCUCAAGGUUAACCAGGAAUGGCUAUUCAUCCUCACACCGCCUGCCAAAAAAGCAAGGCGAGGCCAGCCAACCCAGCGGGCAUCUGAAUUCAAAUUCAUCUAGUGCCACGGUGUGUGUGGGGAAGAAACGAGGAGGGGGGUG